Dunckerocampus dactyliophorus (ringed pipefish) is the source of this 1840-nucleotide messenger RNA. It is a transcript of the gene aifm5, whose product is annotated as apoptosis inducing factor mitochondria associated 5. The coding region runs from base 200 to 1840 and encodes 546 amino acids. The transcript is spliced from 19 exons. NCBI's taxonomy places the organism in Eukaryota, Metazoa, Chordata, Actinopteri, Syngnathiformes, Syngnathidae. Gene Ontology annotation, cellular component: cytoplasm. Gene Ontology annotation, molecular function: 2 iron, 2 sulfur cluster binding; oxidoreductase activity, acting on NAD(P)H; flavin adenine dinucleotide binding. The record is from RefSeq and is a predicted model, not a curated record.
GUGAGCACGGACAUCACCGCUUCACUCGCUCCGUCAGAAGACACUUUUUAAAAAUACAUAAGUCCAACCGUCCACACUUUGAAGGCCUGGAGGCGGCUGAAGGUUAGACAUAAAAAUGUUGCCAUGGACACCAUCUGACAUCCCAUCACUGAGCUGAUGAGAUGAAUGACGUGUGACUGUCAGACUGUCAGUGAGAAACAUGGCUGCCAACCAACCACACCGUCAGGACUUUGCAGACUCUGAUCCAGACGACUCAUCAGAGGAGCUUGUCCAGGCCGUGUGUCUGGAAUCGGACCUGCAGGAUGGACAGAUGUUGGAGGUGGAAGUGGGUCACCACAGUGUUCUGCUGACCCGCAGUGAGGGUCAGUACAGCGCCACAGGGAACCAAUGCACACACUAUGGUGCUCCUCUCAGUAAAGGCGUGAUUUCAGGGCACCGUGUGCGCUGCCCGUGGCACGGCGCCUGCUUCAACGUGCACACUGGAGACGUGGAGGAGUUUCCUGGCAUGGACUGUUUACCCUGCCACAAGGUGAUGAUCCACAACAACAAGGUUUAUGUGUCAGUCAACAAAAAGACGUUAGAGCAGCAAAGAAGAAUGAAGAAGAUGGGGGCUGCUGUGUCAGGGGUCACUCAUACCAUGCUGCUGCUGGGGGGAGGGGUGGCGUCGCUGAUUUGCGCUGAGACCUUACGCCAGGAGAACUUUGGCGGGAGAAUUAUCAUGGUAACCAAAGACGAGCUUCUGCCUUAUGACAAGACACGACUCAGCAAGGUGAUGAACGUGGACAGUGAGAGCAUCCUGCUCAGGAGGAUGGACUUUUACCACAAAUACGACAUUGAAGUUCAGCUACAGAAGGAAGCGCUGUCUGUAGACACGAACGAGAAGACGGUGACAUUUGACGAUGGCUCUGUGCAGCAUUACGAUCAGCUGCUCAUCGCGACUGGCUGCAGAGCUAAAGGCCUGGACGUUCCCGGCAUGAAGCUGGACAACAUCAAGAAGUUGGAAUCACCAGAGGACGCACGCCAAAUCCACACCUCCUGUCUGGGCUGUGAUGUCGUCCUCGUGGGAACCUCCUUUGUUGGCAUGGAGGUGGCGUCCUAUUUGAUUGACAAGGCUUCCAGCAUCACGGUGAUCGGCACCAGCGAGCUACCCUACCAGAACACGCUGGGACCGGAGAUCGGCCGAGUCACCAUGACGAUGUUGGCCGAGAAGGACGUAACCUUCUACAUGAACGACAACGUCAGUGAAGUCAGGGGCGUGGACGGAAAGGUCAGACAGGUGGUGCUGAGGAGCGGAAAGGUCAUCCAGGCUGACAUUCUGAUCGUGGCAGUCGGCAUCCUCCCAAACACAGAGUUCCUGCGAGGAAGUCCAAUCAAGUUGGACUCCAGGAACUUCGUACAAGUGGACAAGCACAUGCGCACCAAUGUGCACGGCGUGUUCUGCGGGGGCGACGUGGCCACCUUCCCUCUGACCAUGGCACGGGACCGACCCGUCAACAUCGGACAUUGGCAGAUGGCGCAGGCGCACGGGAGGAUAGCAGCUCUCAACAUGCUAAACAAAAACCUUCCACUCAAGUCUGUUCCGUUCUACUGGACCGUGCUGCUGGGGAAGAGCAUCCGCUACACAGGCUACGGGGAAGGAUACACUGAAAUAGUCAUGAAAGGAAACUUCGAGGAGAGGAAGUUCCUUGCAUUGUACAUCAAGAACGAUGAGGUCAUAGCGGCGGCCAGCUUGAACUAUGACCCGGCGGUGUCUGCAGUGGCUGAGAGGCUGGUAUCAGGACGGGCCAUCACCAAGGACGAAGCUCUAUCUGACGACCUGAGCUGGCUGCAGUUGUCCUGA